This is a messenger RNA of Limulus polyphemus (Atlantic horseshoe crab), 1178 nucleotides long. RefSeq names its product high mobility group protein HMGI-C-like. Lineage: Eukaryota; Metazoa; Arthropoda; Merostomata; Xiphosura; Limulidae. Gene Ontology annotation, cellular component: chromatin; nucleus. The transcript has 7 exons. Bases 237 to 560 code for a protein of 107 amino acids. The record is from RefSeq and is a predicted model, not a curated record. Gene Ontology annotation, molecular function: DNA binding; transcription coregulator activity. Gene Ontology annotation, biological process: regulation of DNA-templated transcription.
AAUAAAAGUUGUUCACAUACCAUAUAAUAUUGUUCAAAUAUCAUAACGAAGAAAUUGAUUGAAUAUACUGCAAAUUAAUAAUAUCGGGGUUUCUCGAGAGGAAUAACCAAUCGUUCUUUGGCGGGAAGGGUGGCAUCCCAAUAACCGGCGUACAAAGCAAGACUGCAAAGAGCCGUUGUUAGCGUCUAUAGUUGGAAUUGUAUCGAAGCUCACUGUUUUCGCGUGAAACUGGAGAAAUGGCCGAUGAGGGUAGCAAUGCAACAGAAGCUGCAAAGCGUGGACGAGGUCGACCCAAGAAAGCAGAUAAGCCUGAAGAGUCAUCCAAAGAUGUAAAAGAAGAAAAACAAGGUCGUGGAAGACCACAGAAGGCUGAACCACAAAAGGAGGUGAGCGAAGAUAGUUCUGAAGAGCCUCCAGUAAAGCGUUCACGUGGAAGACCAAAAGGAAGCUUUAAAAAGAAAGGUGGAAAACAGUCUGCACCCGUUAGUGGAAGAGGUCGUGGUCGGCCCAAAAAGUCGGAUGUGACAGCAAAAGAAGAUGUGGAGAAUGAUGCUGAAUGAGUCCACCUUUGUUGUACAAUCUUCAUCGUCAACCAAAAUCAUCAGUUGGAAGAACAUAUUAAAGUUGCCAAAUUAUUUUAACCAUUUAGAGGUCAUGCAGCAGGCACAGAAAAACAAACAAACAUUUGGGGAUUUGAUAUUUUUUUUUGUGUGUGUGUGUUUAAAAGGAAUACCCUGUAUCAAGAAAAGGAUCAUUAUUAACAGUAACUUUGCAUUGUAUUUGUGACAUUAUGUGUAUUAGUAUACAAAAUAUGUUUUUUUUAUGUUGGUGUUCUUAGAUUUAAAUGUUAAGGAAUCUAUGGUUAAAGCAGCAUAAUGUGUGUAGCCGUAUUUUCCAUUUUCUUUUGCAUGUGACUUUGAGAUUGUCGAAAGAUCUGGGGAGUGUUUAAUUUUCAACUUCCUUGUGUUACAUAAAUUGACCGCAGUAUUCAUUUAAGUUUCAUUUACAUUUUGAAAAUAGAUAAUCUUAUAUAUUAUAUAUACAGAUUUUCUUUGUAUAAACAAAAUUCAGGCACUUUCAGAAAUGACAUUACUGGCAAAAUCACACACCCAUUCACUUUGCUUAAAAAAUUUUUUUUUUUUAUAUAUAUAUAUAUAUAUAUUUAUUGGAGUAAAUGU